This is a messenger RNA of Leishmania mexicana MHOM/GT/2001/U1103, 7722 nucleotides long. RefSeq lists its product as hypothetical. The record is from RefSeq and is a predicted model, not a curated record. The coding region runs from base 1 to 7722 and encodes 2573 amino acids. The transcript has a single exon. Lineage: Eukaryota; Euglenozoa; Kinetoplastea; Trypanosomatida; Trypanosomatidae.
AUGGGAACCCUCAGCAGCGCCGGCGCGGUGCAGCUCUAUCAAGGCUGGCGGCGGCAGCAGCAGAAGCGGCAGCGGCGCGCGGAGGCCCACACCCCGCGCAGCUCCCACAGCGCACGCGCAGCUGCGGUGCAUCCGUCCUCGUUCUCGCACGCCACCAGCCACCUCACCGCAGGCACAGCCAAGCAGAACUGCGAGCGCGACGUCGACGUGGACGCCAUGCUGCGCUCUUUCCAACGCCUGUACGCGGUGAUGCACGAUGAGGGCAGUCGUCAAGGCCACGAUGCCGUCGCCACAGAAAGGGUCGCUCGCGCCUCACACUCCGUCCCCUGCUCGCCGCAGCGGCGAACCUGCACCUCCCCCACGCGCUCACAGCAGCGCCAUGUGCACACCGCGUCUCAGCAGACAUUGCACGGCGCCGCUGCUGCCAUCCGCGUCCCCCUCAUGGACUUUGGCAGCGACAGCAUCAUCAUCAUCGACGACGACGACGGCCGCCGCUAUGGCUCCGGCACGAAGUUGGUGACGGCAGACAAGAAGUCCGUGAAGACCCACAAGAGCCCGCGACCUACGGCGGGGUCGGCAGCGGCCAGUGUGAAGGUCGUGUCGCCUGCGCUUACCAGCACAGACACCUCCGCGAUCACCUCCAGCCCCUCGAAGCCUUCCACCUCGACCUCGCGGUCAUGCUCGCAGCCACGGCAGCCUCAGGCUCAGCGAUACCAGUGCCCCAACUGCUGUCGCCGAUGCAGCUCGUGUGACUGCGUCGGCCUACCGCGUCAGGUGAACGCUCAUGAGCAUCGCUCUCGCGGCGCGGUGGCCGGUGCCGCUCAUGGCAGGUAUCACGCGCGCUCCCCCUCGCCGGCGCGCGUUCGCUGGGUGUCGUCCGCCGAUGGUGCCGCCGCGAAGAAGAACGGCGCACCAGCGGUAUCGAAGACGGCAACUGUGGACUCCCUGCGCCUGCAGUGGCCGGGUCAGCUACGUGCGACACCCUCUCGACGCCCGUCGCCAGAGCAGCUGUCCUCACCAGAGGUACAGUGCCGCUCUACCCGACGUGCGCGUCACAGAAGCGGGCAGCAGUCGCCCACCCACGGCAGGCAUCACUGCCGUCAUGAUCGACGUGUUGACCGCAGUUGCGGUGCGCACCGCAGAGGAAAGUCGACCUCUGCGGACGCGGUGGCCGCUGUGUCGUCUACACGCGGCCGCGUGGAUCACGGGAAGGGCGAAGCGGUUCUCCGCGACAUCGCCACGCGCACGUGCACGUGCUACUGGGCUGAGUUCUCCGGCUUUACAAUGGCGGUGAACCCCGCCUCGCAUGCCGCUGACUGCCCAUACCAAGCGCACGAGGCCCUCUACGCCGAGGUAAUGCUGGAGAGCAAGACCGACGACGGCGGCAGCGGCUCUGCCAGCACCUCCUCUCACAGUCGAUGCUCCUCCUCUGCCUCCUUGCACGGCCGCGGCGACAGGUUUGACAAGCGAAGCUGCUCGAGGCAUUACCGGCCGGAAUACGCCGCCGGCGCGGCGGACGCCUCGGCGCGACAGCGGCGCGCGGGGCAGCUCAGGAUGGCACUGGAUGACCCCGAGGCCAAGCGCACGCGCGGCCGCGCCGCCAUCAUGGGCUCCACGAAGCGGCGGACGUACAUAGAGAGGAUCAUGGACGCUGCCCGCGAUGCUCCGUCGCCACAGCCGCCACGCUCUGGUGGCCGCCGCAGCAAGGCAAACGCCACGGAAACUUCAUUGGCGGCGAAGCAGGACGCGGAGGUCACUGCAGCGGCAGCGCCACUGCCCUCCUCCCCAACGGCGGAGGCCAGCCUACUGAGUGGGGAAGCACCACCAAAGCUCGAAGAUGAGCAGCCGCCGCAGCUGCCCUCAAAUCGGUCAUCCUCAGAGAAUGGUGCAGCGGCGCCAGCUUCCGACGAAGGCGCAACCGCACCCCCCGCUGCCGCCGAGGACAAGGAUGGUGCGCCAGCUGUGGAAGACCAGCACGACGAGGCCGGCCGGAGCAGCAGAGGGGAGAAGCAGCCGUUGCCCAACGAUGAGAGCGCCUUGCGAGCCCUCUCCCGCCCGCGCCGCCGCCCCGCCGUCGGGGUGCCAGGCCCCGGAUCCUACCACGUGGAUCUCGCCUACGCGGCCAGCUCCGCAGCGCACGGAAUUCGCGGUGCCGCGAUCCCGAAGUCGGCCCGUAUGCCCGCCGUCAAGUCCGUCACCCCAGGCCCAGGCGCCUACGACGUGUACAAGCGUGAAGAACGCAAGGCCUUCACAGCGGAGCCCGUCGCUGCUGGCGGUGCGGCGGCGACCACCGCCGCCGAUGGGGACGCUACGGACGGCAAGGAUGCAGACACCGCUCCAACCACGGGAAAGCAUGUGAUCGGCAAAGGCGUCGUCUUCGCCAGCACCGGUGCUCGACAGCUACAGCUGCGGUACGGCGAUGCCUACGUGCACACCUCGACCUGGGCGAAGCGCGCGGCUGCCGUGCCGGGGCCUGGUGCCUACAAUAUCGUCGACGGCGACCGCUACGACCAGAGCAAGCAGCUCGGUGCGGCACGGACAGGCCACCAGUUUUCCAAGUCCGCUGACGGGGCGCACUUUUCUGUUGUGUCCACCGCCGCCGCAGCAGCAGCAGUAGCGUCCCUGCGCGCCUCACUUGUCGUGCCGUGGCGCGACUGGGCCGGUGGCGCGUACAUCGGCACGACCACAUCCAACUUCGUGGCGCACCCGUCCCUGGCCGGUGGUGAUCGGCGCACUAUUGGGCAGACGGUCGCUGCAGACCCAUGCACAGACCGCUGCGGCAACACGUCAGCUGCUGUAGCGGCGGCUGCAGCCGCCGCCGACGGCAGUGUGUGGAGGGGUGUCGGCAGCGGCGUAGCUCUGCGUCUGACCAGCCAGCGCUUCCCUGUGAAGGCGGCAGGCGCACCCGCGGCUGCCGUGGUCGAGGGGCACAACUCGAAGACCGGCCGCACCGGAAACGCGGAAGGCGCCGCUCCGCCACCCGGAGAACCCAGCCCGGCCACGUACGAUUUGGAGCGCGCGCUGCGGUGGGUGCAACGUCGCGCGCCAGAGGUGUCUAUGACAUUCCGCCACGACCGCGGUCCGCGAGGACCGCUCCGCUCCGCUGCGGGAGCCGCCGAUGACGGCACCCUUGCCAGCGCAGUCGGCGGCGGUGCAGCGCGAAUGGCGGUAUCACCUUUAUCGCACCUCCUCAGCGACGACGUCGGCUUCGGCCCUGGACCUGCCACGUACGACGUGUGCGGCGGCGAGGUGUGGCGCAUGCGCCGCAGUCCGCAGUGGUCCUUUGGCACUGCAGCGCGAUACGCGCCGAGCGCGGCAGUGCCAGUGAGCGCACCCGGGGAGGGCGCAAAAGACGUGAAUGGCCGGGCCCUGCACGCCGUCGACCACCCUGGCCCUGGCGCCUACGAUACGGAGGCCGGUUAUCGCGCACUGCAGCGCUCCGUGGCGAGCGCACUCAUCCCCACCGCGCCGCGGCUCCCUGUCGGCGACAGCAACCGUGCCGGUGUCCAGGGCACCGCAGUCACGGCUGGCGACACGGAUAAUGGCGCGCGUGCGGGCCCAGGAGCCUACGAUGUGGAGAGCGGCUAUAGGGUGGUGCGCGAGAGCGUCAAGGGUGGAGUUAUACCGCGUGCCGGGGCAGAUGCGCGGGCCAAGGUCGACGACGAAGAGGCGCAGGACGGUGGACCGGGCCCUGGUGCGUACACUCUGCCGGCUCUGCCGCAGAGCGGUCCCACCGCGUACCUCGGCAUGAGCGCGCCGCGCUUCCCGUAUGAGCAGACCCUGGCGGCCACGGAGGGCAAUGGUGGAGGGCACGGAGCAGCAGCAGCCAACGGACACCCGCCCCACCCCAACACCAGCCUCUUCCUUGCCCAUCUAGCCACCCCCGGCCCUGGCGACUAUGACGUCGACGCCGCCACGAGCCUCGUGAACCGCCCGGGCGCAAUCAUCGGCCGCGCCACGCGAGCCUCGCUGCUCGUGCCGACUGGGGUGACCCCCGCGAAUGUGGGUCCUGGCAGCUACAUGCUGCCCGCACUGCCGGCUGGCCGAGGGGCCGUGAUGUCCACCGCGCGUGCUGUUGCCACCGCCGAAAGGGGCGACGCGGCAGAGCGGCCAGGUCCGGGACUCUACGACCCCGUGGACAUGCAUGCGUCGUCGACGCGCACCUUCUCGCUUGCUCGCACGAGCGCGCGCUUCCCCGAUAGCGACGCACACGCUGCCGACGCUCCGGGCCCUGGUGCGUACGAGGUGGUGGACCUCAGCCCACCCGGGCGGAGCGCGGUGAUGGGCUCUGCAGUGGCACGUCCGGAUCUGGAGUGGAAGGAGGGCAACGGCGACGGCACUGGUGCCUACAGCCCUCAGUUCGCUCAAGUCGAGAAAAGCGCGCCGCGGGUGGUGCUGGCACGCGCCCCUGCAGGACGAGGCGCCCCCUACUACUACGCGGGCGGUGACGCGUCGAUGCCGUCCCACGAACACCGCGCCGGUGCCGGUUCCGAGCUGGGUCCGGGGCAGUACGACCCACAGUACCCGUCCGACGUAGUGCAGGCAGAACGCGGCUACACCUUCGGCUCUGCCCCUCGCGCCACCGCCGUGGCAAGCGCGGUGGAUGGGCCGGGGCCUGGUGCCUACGAAGUGCGGAUGACGCGGGACGGUCGAUUGGUGAACGGCGGCGACGGCAGUGGCGCGACGCGCAUUGGCACUGCGCCGCGGUUGGGAGAGGAGGGCGCGUCAGCGACGAUGUCCGCAAGCCCGGGACCCGGAGCGUACAUGCCGGAGGCGUACACCGACAUGGGUGCCGGCUGUGGCGGCGGAGCGCUCUCUCUGGCGGUCCGCAUUGGAACAGCUCCCCGGAUCGUGGGUGGCGACGACGCACGUGUGGCGAUGGACGUCCCGGGCCCCGGGGCGUACGACCCGAAUGACGCCGCGAUUCGCCCAGCGCGGUCGGUGCACCGCUUUGGGACAGCGGCCCGCCUAGCCAACGAGGUUGAAGAGGCCGCCGAGGCGGACGGCGUGGGUCCUGGCGCCUAUGAUGUCGAGGCGGGCCUGGCGCACUGCUCACAGGGGCCGACCGCCGCCGCCUACAGCUUUCCACGGGCUGGCGGCAGUGGUGGUUAUAGUGGCAACCUGGGUGUGGGGAAUGCAGCAGCUGGCGGGAUAGCGGAGUCUCCGGGCCCCGGAGCGUACAGCGUGGAGGCCGCCUACCGAGCCACGCUGCCCCGCCCCGCCAUCGCUAUCCUCUCUGGUGGGGCGAGCGGCGUCAAGGGCUUUCGCGGCAACGACGAAGGCGAAGCAUCCUCCCCAGGACCUGGAGCGUACCAUCUGCCACCUUUCUUUCCUGAAGGCCCGCAGUGGGGGUUCGGCACCUCGAUGAGGAGUGCAGCAGCAGACGUGGCGGAUGGAUCAUCAACCCUCGCGACCGCCUCGCCGGGCCCAGGCGAGUACGUCGUACCGGCUCCUGCGCCGCUGCAUAGCGGCGCCUCGUUCUCAAAGGCAGAGACAGCGUCGCCCGUCGGCGACGCCACCUCGCCGGGGCCUGGGACAUACAACGUGGUGGAUGCUGCGGUGCGACCAUCCGCGCCUGGGGUGCGCUUCGGGACCGCAGCGCGGCACGCCUGCACUGGCGUGUCUGCCGGCGACGUCGACACUGCGGCGGUCGGCGUUCACGACGGUGGCGUGCCGUGGACGCCAGGUCCGGGUGCGUACUCGCCGAAUGUGAAUGCCUCCUCUACGUCACGCUCUACCCGGGCCGGUCCGACCUUCGCGCAGGCGCCACGCAUGGCGCCAUCCGCGUCCACCGAUGUGGUGGGAUGGGGUGCAGGGGCGGAGGAAGGCGACAUCGGCCCGGGCGCUUAUGAUCCUCAUGGCGAUAUGGCAGCCAGUGCAGCGGCGGCACACCGCUUCGGCACCGCACCGCGCAUGCCGCCCCCCACCGCCCCUGGUGCUGCCACAAAAGGCGAUGUUGGGCCUGGCAGCUACAUGAUCGAGGCAGCUGAUGCACAGGUGCUGCCUCGCGUGCCGUCCCACACCAUGGCACCGCCCGCGCCGCACGCACCACGACUGCAAGAGCCGCGACCGGGCCCGGGGAGCUACGAGUAUCCGGUCGCCGUCCAGGAGCACCGGCGGUCGGCGCUGGUGCUGGGUCGUCACGGUGAUUCGACGGACAUCACACGUGACACGCCGGGUCCAGGAGCGUACGACCCAGACACCGCGUACAACUCUACUCAGGUAGCACGCCAGCCGGGCGGGUUCACCAUGCAAGGACGUCCGAUAGCGUCGAUGCAAGUGGGGUUGGCAGAGGGGCCUGGGCCAGGCGCGUAUAACACCGAUGCCUCCGCAGCAUCGGUGGCUGCAGCGCACCGCUUUGGCACAGCCCCACGGAUGCUGAGCGCCGCGAACGGCGACGCUGGCGUCGGCCCUGGCGCCUAUGACCUCCCAGCGCCACCCGCCAUUCGCCAACCGGUGAGCUUCGCACAAGCGCCACGGGAGGUGGUCGUGGGCUCGCACGAAGACAACGCCGCCGACCUGCACAGCGGAAACAUGCGUGGUGGCUCUGUCGGUGGCGGCACCCCCGGGCCCGGGUCGUACGACGUUGGGAGCGCCAUCGACUGCACACAUAUGGGCGGACGGGGCCCGAGCUUUACUAUUCCGCGUGGGCCGCGGCCAGUGCUGCGCAGUGGGGACGUCGACGCCUCCCCGCUCGUGGGGCCAGGCACGUACAGCCCUGUCGACCCGACGUCGCACCACCACGGCGGCGGCGGCAGCAGCAGCAGCACCAACGGCCCUUCCGCAACUUUCGGCCUGGCAGAGCGUACCGCGAACACCGUCAAGAGCGGUAGUGACGCACCCGGCCCAGGCACGUAUGACCCCCACCGUCCUAGUCUCGCCAACGGAGCCGGGAUCGGACCGUCCUUCGGCUCCGCGGUUCGGAUGGACGACGUGGGUGGCGCGGCGCUGGGAGCUACUCCCGGUCCCGGCGCCUACGCGGUGGCACCCUCCUUCAAGGCAACCUCGGCUGCCGGAUCAGCGCCGGGGCUGCGCUUCGGCACCGCGAGGCGGCCAUCGGCGGUGCUGAACGAAAACCCAGGCCCUGGCAGCUACGCUGUCGCCGGCUACGACGCUGCCCCUUGCGGUGCGGCGACGGCGCCGUCGUUUGGGCAAGCGGAGCCGCGACCACACCUGGCAUGCAGCGGCGUGGACACCCCCGGCCCAGGGGCCUACUACCGCGCGAGCAACCUCGACGGCACGUCGACUACACCCGGCCCAAGCUUCGGCUUUGGCGAGCGGAUGAGUGCGACACCAGGUACGGCUACUCCAGGCCCCGGCACCUACUACAGAGACUCAGCGGCGUCGGUAGCGGCGGGUGUGGUGGAGGGCAGAGGUGCCAGCUUCGGGCUUGGCGAGCGGGCCUCGCCGGUGCUGAACAACUACCCCGGGCCCGGCACCUACUUCCGAGGCGCCGGUCUUGCAGCCGAUGCGGCAGCGCUGCGCGGGCCAUCGUUUGGCACGGGCGGUCGUCACGACCCAAAACUGAACAACAACCCCGGACCAGGAGCCUACUUCAGGGGUAUACUGCCCGCAGCCGCCAGCGCCGCCCAACCACCACCGCGACGACCCACGGCGGCAGACACGCUGCGAAAGCUUGCCAGCGUCGGAUACCCGAUGCUGGCAAGCAAGACGAACCCAGCGACGACGGCCACAGCCACCGACAGCCGCAGCACUGGGUAG